Molecule: messenger RNA, 738 nt
Organism: Thermothelomyces thermophilus ATCC 42464
Lineage: Eukaryota; Fungi; Ascomycota; Sordariomycetes; Sordariales; Chaetomiaceae
Exons: 4
Coding region: 1-738 (245 amino acids)
Source: RefSeq, a predicted model, not a curated record
AUGGCACCACGUCGCCCGCCGCAGCCGCUCGCAGGAGACCGGCGUUACAAUACGGAUUUUGUCCAGCGCUUCACGCAACGAGAGGAGGAGAGGCGGGUUGCGAAGCGACCGAAGGCGCUCACGGCCGGGCAGCACGCAGCGCUUCGCGAACAGCUCAAGAACUUCCAGUUCCUCAAGCCUGACUAUGCCGACAACACCAAGAUCAGCAUUGCCGGUAUACUACGAAAAUGGAAGAGUUAUUGCAAAGACGCGGAGCGCUGGGGUUCCUGGCAAAAUGUGAUCAGGAAUGCCGACCGGACGGAGGCGAUGGAUUUCCUCGAAUAUCUCUGCCAGUCCUACAGGAUCAAAUCAUGGGGCACAUCGUGGGAGUAUUUCCGCCAGUACAAGCAGCUCUACGCCAGUCAGAGAAGUUCAGAAGGGCAAUGGCUGAGACUUUGCUCGGCUCGCCACGGCGACACAUACCACCCCCCAACAUCCUCGUUGCUGCCCAGGAUCAAACUCAUCGACGUCAACGCUCGAGAGGUGGUCCGACAUCCCGGCGGCAAUAUCCCGUACCCCGCUCUCAGUUAUAUCUGGGGCGGCGCCUCGCAGGUCAGUGUCGGUAUCGGCCCGCUGCCUCCCGUGCUUCCCGCCACCAUCAACGAUGCCAUCACGUUUACCAAGGAGCUGGGGUUCGGCUAUCUCUGGGUCGAUUAUAUAUAUGUCGAUCAGGAGGACCCAGCAGAGAAAGCAGAAUAG